GUUCGCCGAAGGUGCCGGCGCCGCGGCGGCCACCCUCCCUCACAGGAACUGAGGGGCCGGAGCUUUGGGCAGCAGCUGGAGCCGGCGGGGGCGGCGCCGCUGUCAGAGAGAAGUGCAGUGACCAGGGACGGGCCGAGCAGGGCUGUACUGACGAACCCGCUUCGGGGGACGCGGACGCCGCCGCUGCUGCCGCGGGCAAUGGCUCCGCAGUCUCCCGCGCUGUGAGCCGGUCCCCGCGCAGCCGCCGACGCCUCCGGCCGAAACCACUAGCCCGGGCCCUGACGGAGCCGCACCUUCUGGAGGGGCCGACCCCCGGGGCUGGCUGCGUGGGUCUAGGAGAGCGCGGAGUGGGCCGAGCUCGGACUCGACAUGUAAUCAUGGACUGCAGAACCAAAGAAAAUCCAGAGAGAACAUUCGACUUGGUAUUGAAGGUGAAAUGUCAUGCUAUUGAAAAUGAAGAACCGGUGGUACUGUGGAAGUUCCCAGAGGACUUUGGAGACCAGGAAGUACUACAGAGUGUGCCAAAAUUCUGUUUCCCUUUUGACAUUGAAAGGGUUUCCCAAAAUCAAGUUGGACAACACUUUACAUUUGUGCUCACAGAUAUUGAAAGUAAACAGAGAUUUGGAUUCUGUCGUUUAACAUCAGGAGGCAAAAUUUGCUUAUGCAUCCUUAGCUACCUUCCAUGGUUUGAGGUGUACUACAAGCUUUUAAAUACUUUGGCAGAUUAUUUGGCUAAGGAUCUGGAAAAUGAUUUGAAUGAUAUGCUAAAAUCAAUAUACAGCCACCCUGUACCAAAGGCAAACACUUCUGUCAGUUUGAAUGUGCAGUCUUACUUCGUUGCCCCUGAUUUAACUGGACUACCAACAAUACCUGAAAGUAGAAAUCUUACAGAAUAUUUUGUUGCUGUGGAUGUGAACAAUAUGCUGCAACUGUAUGCCAGUAUGCUACAUGAAAGGCGCAUCAUCAUUACUGCUAGCAAAUUAAGCACUUUAACUGCUUGCCUUCAUGGAUCAGCUGCACUGUUAUAUCCAAUGUACUGGCAACAUAUAUAUAUCCCAGUGCUUCCGCCACAUCUACUGGACUACUGCUGUGCCCCAAUGCCAUACCUGAUUGGAAUUCACUCCAGCCUCUUAGAGAGAGUAAAAAAUAAAUCAUUGGAGGACGUGGUUAUGUUAAAUGUUGACACAAACACUUUGGAAACACCAUUUAAUGACCUGAGCAACCUACCAAGUGAAGUGGUCUCGGCCUUGAAAAAUAAACUGAAGAAGCAGUCUACAGCUACGGGUGAUGGAGUAGCUAGGGCCUUUCUUAGGGCUCAGGCUGCUUUGUUUGGAUCCUACAGAGAUGCAUUGAGAUACAAACCUGGAGAGCCCAUCACUUUUUGUGAGGAUAGUUUUGUAAAGCAUCGUUCCAGCUUAAUGAAGCAAUUUUUGGAAACCGCAGUGAACCUUCAACUUUUCAAGCAGUUUAUUGAUGGUCGACUGGCAAAACUAAAUGCAGGAAGGGGGUUUUCUGAUGUAUUUGAAGAAGAGAUCACUUCAGGUGGCUUCUGUGGAGGAAACUCAAGAUCUUAUCAGCAAUGGAUGCACACAGUCAAGAAGGGAAGUGCGUUAUUUAAUACAGCAGUGACCAAAGCAACCCCAGCCGUACGAACAGCAUAUAAAUUUGCAAAGAAUCAUGCUAAACAAGGAAUAAGAGAAGUAAAGAGUAAACUAAAACACAGGGAAAAUGAAGAAGACUAUGGAUCUUGCUCUGGUUCUGUACAGUAUACACCAGUUUACACAUUACACAGUGAAAAAGGUGGGAAGCUAGAGAAGCAUAAACUACCACAGGCACGCUUAAAAAGACAAAUUAAAAGCACUGACUGUGUCCUGUUUGAAGAUGAAGAUGAUGACAUCGACAGAGCAAGCAAGUUAUCAUCAGAAGACAGCGAGGAAGCUUCUGCUUAUUUUUAUGAAAGUGAUGAUUCUGUUGAAGCUAGAGUAAAGACUCAUUACCCAGGUGAAAUGGACUUACUAGGAGAAAUCCUUGAUACUUUGAGUACACAUAGCUCAGAUCAAGGAAAGCUAUCAGCAGCAAAAAGCCUGGAUUUUUUUAGAUCAAUGGAUGAUAUUGAUUACAAGCCUACGAACAAAUCCAAUGCACCUAGUGAGAGUAAUCUGGCUGUACUUUGUAGCAGUUCUAACGAUCAAGCUGAAUGGAAUCUUGGUCAGGAUGAUAGCGCUCUCCGUGGGAAGCAUCUCCCACCAUCCCCAAGAAAACAUGCUUCUUCUGCUGGUUUCACAGAAUCUCUCUUCAUUCUGAAAGAGGAAAACAGUGAAAAACACCUCAGUGCCAACAAUGUGAAUUGCCCAAUGAUGGUGGCAAAUUCAGCUUCUCCUGUAGACUCAGUUCUACACCUUGGUUCUGCAGAAGAAUCACAAACAGAGAGUCCUUUCCAAGGAAAAACUGAAAAUAAUGAAACACUAAGCCAUACCUCAGAUGAUCAACUUAAUCUCAGCCUUAGACGACAUCUGUCUACUCUAGUUCCAUGGGAAAAAGAUGGGAAUGAAGCAAAGGAAACUUCUGGAGAUGUUGGACUACUUCAGGAAGUGGUGACAUUAUGCCAUAUGUCAUCUGCUUUCCAUCAUGGUUUAAACAUUUCAGAUGAUAACAGCAGCGGAAAUAAAGCUUAAGUUUAUUGUCAAAGGGGAAAUAACUUCCUUCAAAGGUUCAUAAGGAAUCCUCUUAGACUUUCAAGUUACAUGUUAAUCAGGUUUUGUAGGAAUCAUAACUCAUAAUUUCAAAAUACUGUUUGUUUUGGUACAUGAAUUUCGCCUAUUUCAGCAAUUUAAUGGCUAUUUCGUCCAUUGAUUUGUUUAUUUGGAGUCUUAAAAAUAAAGCCAACUGUGACGUUGUGCUCUUAGAUCAGGUACUAGUUUGUUGAGUCUCCAUAUUUAACAUGAUUGCCCCUGGAAUAUGGUGCUUAAUGUCAUCCAUUUUAUUUAUCCAGAGGGAAGCAUAUAUAGCUUUCAGAUAACCAAUUAGUGCUGCAUUCAUUUGGUUGAGCAUGAGCUGAACAAGUUGUUAGAAAAUGAGCCUGAUCAGCAAACUGCCUUAAUCUUAAGCCUAUAUUAAAUAUUACACAAUGAUCAUGAGUGAUGUAUGGGACUAUACUUCAUUGUCUCAGAAGGCUAAUGUUCUCAAGAGCAAUAAUGACUUUUUAUGCAUUGAAUCAAGGGCCAAAAACAUUUUUUUUCUGGAUUAAAAGAAUCUAGUAGAAAUGUUGCAUAUAAUUUAUAGAAAGAAAAAUAAGGCCAUGUCUUCCAAAAUUUGAAAGGUACGAACUCACCUUGUACUCAGUAUGUGAAGUGCUGAAACAUAAUGUGAAGUCAGUGAACUUCUGUUUACAGCUGAGACACUUUAAAUAGUUUCUACUGUCCCCCGUGUACAUCUCUACUAUCUAGGAGUCUUGAGUAAGGGAAAUAUGGGAUAAACUGAAUUCACAGACAGUGUUGCUAAGAUUCAUUUUAUUUUUACAAACUAAUCUUUUGAAAUACCAUUUACUUUAAAUUUUAACAUUUCUCUGGAUUUUGAAAUUUUGAAUUAGGUUUAAUAUCUUCCUAGAUUUUGGAAAGGAAUAAUGAUCUAUUUCAUAGUGGUAUAGGAUACAUCCAAAAGUACAGCUAGAAAAAACAGUGAAAUGUUACAUUUUAAUUGGUUCUGCAACUUUUCUAUAUUAUACACAACUAUAUCAUCAAAAACAAAGAAAAUGGACAGUAAUUUUAGGAAAAGAUAAUAAAACAGUCUACUUGGAGAAUUUUGAGAGGCAGUCCGAUGAACAUUAGAUAUUCACUAUGAAAUAUUUACUAAAGGGAACAAUUUUUCCAUAUAUGUUUGGUUUCUUAAGUACAUUUUUAGUUGCCCAAGAUCUUUUAAAAAAAUACAAAGCAAGGGCUGUUUUUUUUCUUGUCCACACUCCAGAAUUACAGUUGGUCACUUUGAUAUCCAUUUGGUUUUCAAAUAGAAUAAUGUGUAUACUGUAUAGCUUUUCUGAAGAAAAAAAAAAUUUUGAAAUAUCUUUUUAUAUUACAAAAACUCAAAGCUUUAUCAGAUAUUGCCUUAAUAAUCUGCUCAUUCGAAAUUUCCAUUAUAAUUCAUUAAGGUUACAUGCAAUGAAAAGAUUUUAUUUUGUGAAUAUUGUUUUAAAUAAUAGAAAAGAAACUAUAGGAUUGCUGAACAAUUUCUGAAAAGUAAAUUAUAUCACCUACCUUAAUUGGCAAGUACUACUUUACUAUUUGCAAAAAAACAGUUAACUGAGAUAGUUCUUAAAAAUAAAGUUUAACAAAAAUUAUUGCUUUAGGAAUCAUUCACAUCUCUGAACUUUAAAAAAUAACUGAAAUGUAGAAUAUGUAAAAUUCAUUUUCGUCCAUUUGCCUAAUUGCAUGAAUCAUGAUUGUAUCCCAUGGCCUGUGUUUGCCUCCUAAAUCCUUCACAUAGUGUACAAGGUGGGCAGUUAUACAAAUGUGAUCAUUUUGCUGAAAAAUGUUUUGCCAUAAAUAUGUAAGUUACAUAUCUGAUUAAGUGAUUUAAGGUACGUUUUUAAGAUGGUGUAAGUUAUUUUUUUAGUUUCAAUGACAUUGUAAAGGCUAACAUUUGUGCCUUACUCAAACAUAUAAAAUUGGUAGUUGUCCAUAAUUUUAAAAUCCUUUGUUACUGCCAAAAUAGCCACAAAAGUAGCCAACACUGGUAUUUCAAGGCAUUAAUUUAUACCUAUAUUCAUAGGUCAGUAGUCUUCAUAGUGUUGUAGGUAGUCUAAUAAGAAUAGUCCAGGAAUUAAACUAUUCUUAAUUUCUUUUUUUUCUUCCUUUUAUAAAAUUACUGAUAAUUGAUGAUGAAACAAAUUUAAUUUAUACAUUUCUCUCUUCUCUUAAGGAAAAUUAUCAUGAAAGAAUUUUUAGAGGAAUUAGGAUUAUAUUGAUUAAUAAGGACUCCCUUUUAAUUUUUCAAUUCUUCCUCAACAAAAUCUUGGCCGUUAUUUAGUUCCUAUCAACAAAGAGUCCUGUAUGCUUCAGACUUUGAUCCAGUUGUCUUAGGUACCAUAUAUACUCUAUUUUUGAGGAAGAAGAAGGGAUAGGAAAGUUAGAAACAGGAAAAUUCAGACUUAGAAACUGUAAUUUUGUUUAAAAAUGGCACAUUUAGCCAUUAUGUCUUUUUGAAUAAAUGUAAAACCAUAAAUGUAGAACAGGAUUUUCUUUUCUGAUUAAAUAAGUA
This is a messenger RNA of Trichosurus vulpecula (common brushtail), 5253 nucleotides long. It is a transcript of the gene DENND1B, whose product is annotated as DENN domain containing 1B. Gene Ontology annotation, molecular function: phosphatidylinositol phosphate binding; guanyl-nucleotide exchange factor activity. The record is from RefSeq and is a predicted model, not a curated record. Gene Ontology annotation, cellular component: intracellular membrane-bounded organelle; nuclear speck; cytosol. The coding region runs from base 378 to 2675 and encodes 765 amino acids. The transcript is spliced from 22 exons. Gene Ontology annotation, biological process: T cell receptor signaling pathway; endocytosis; endocytic recycling. NCBI's taxonomy places the organism in Eukaryota, Metazoa, Chordata, Mammalia, Diprotodontia, Phalangeridae.